CAUGAAAUAACCUACUACAAUGUAGAGUGUCAUGUUUGACAAUUCGCCGCGAUAACAUCAUUAAUUGUCAGUUUCUCUUUUUGACACAGGACGAAUUCUUUUUCCUGUUUUUUAUUAAUUAAAAAAUGGAAGAAGAAUUCCUAGCCAAGAACAACCCAUGUGGGCAAACUUUGCUCGAAUUGGUAUCAAGAGGGAACGUUAUAAUCGCCGAAUUAUUAAGGCUCAAAGAUCAUAUACCAGCAAUUUUUAAAUUAGAAACUAAACAGGAUGUUCAAAAAUAUGGGGAAAUAUUGUUGGAUUUUGGAUAUUUCAAUUCUCCUGAAGUAGUUGAGCAAAAGAUUGAAAACAGUUUGACUUUAAGAGAACUGUCCGAAGAAAUACGAGAGUAUUAUGGAGAUAUUUUAAUUAGAUUUUACAAUGCUUAUGAAAGUGUUUACAAGUAUAUUUCUGAUCUUAAUACCUUCAUCGAAGAACUUGAAGAAGGUGUGUACAUCCAACAGACCAUGGAUACUGUUUUUCUUAGUGAAGAUGGCAUGCAAUUAAUGUGUGAGAGUGUGUAUUUGUAUGGAGUAAUGUUGUUCAUACUUGAUUUGUACCAUAUCGGUCCUGUUAGGGAGAGAUUGAUUGUAUCUUAUUCUCGUUACAACAUAACUGUUGUAAUGUUGGAUCAGGUUUGCAAGCUGAUGCGCUGCAGUGGUUUUAUUAAUGGCACAAAUAACAAACGGCCGCAAAAUUACCCACAGGACUUGUUCAAGAGAAUCCCAGUCAAUGAGAAACUGGUCAGUGUGAUCAUUGGAAAGUUGAGGACUGAUGACAUUUACCAUCAACAAAAAGCACUGCCGCUUCCUCAGCACAAGACGACAGCAUUGGCCCAGCAGUCUGCAAUUUUGUUUGUCGUACUGUUCUUUGCUUCAAAUAUUCUUCAUAACCAGACUUCCAGAAUGAGAGAAAUCGUUGAUAAAUAUUUUCCAGAUAAUUGGAUUGUUAAUAUUUAUAUGGGCAUAACAAUAAAUUUAAUUGAUAUUUGGGAACCAUUUAAAGCUGCAAGGACUGCAUUGGCAAAUACUCUCGAGACUGUUAACAUUCAAGAAUGCGCCUCAAUGUACAGAAAGGACCUAAAUAGGCUCCUUGUUGAAACAGAUGAGAUGCUGAUGGAAGGAAAGUUGACAAAAUCAUUUCUUAUGGAUAAUGUAAGCAAGAUAGUUUCACUAGCACGGGAGUGUAAUGUUACACUGCGCUGGCUGAUGCUGCACAGGGCACAGCGGGUGACGUUUGUUGAAACGCUGAAAAAAUGCAAGACAGUGCGUGACGAGGUUAUUUCAAUGGUAAAUCACUCGGACAGUAAAAUACUUCAACUACUUCUCAACACAGCUCAGUUUGAAGUUAUAAUUUGCAACAUGUUCAAGACAGUUUUAGAUCAAAGAAGUGAUGAGUGGUCAGAAGGGAAAAAAGAAAGUUUAAUUCGUAUUAACGAGUUGUCAGAGGUUUUUUCUGGAAGUAAACAUAUAAUGAGAGUGAAAAAGAAUGAUAGUUUAAAGAAAUGGUUUGAUGGGAUUGCUGAGCAGAUUGAAACUCUAAGCCUCGAUGAACCAAACAUCUCUGCUCGGAAGAUCGCCCAGCUGAUUGAAGCCUUGGAAGAAGUGCAAGUCUUUCAGCAGAUGACAAGGAAUCUAGGGGUUAAACAACUUGCAACAGAAACUUGUUCUUUACUUAGGAACAUGCUGGCAGCGGUGAACAUCCGAGAUACUCUUUAUGUUCAUAUGCAGAUAAUUGGCGAUUUCAGCUAUGGUUGGCUUGUUAUUGACAAUUAUACACACUUGAUCCAGCUGAGAAUUAAGCAAAACCCAAGUCUUGUUCAUAAACUAAGGGCAAUGUUUUUAAAGUUAAGUUCUGCAAUGGAAACAUCGCUUUUGAGGAUAAACCAAGCAGAGGAUAAGAAUCUUCCUUCAGUAUCACAAUACUACAGCAAUCAACUUGUCAAGUAUGCGAGAAAUCUUCUUCAAGUUAUCCCAAGGGAGAUGUUCCAGAUAAUGUCAGAGAUUACAAAAAUACAAACAACCCAAAUCCCUGAUUUGCCGACGAGGAUGGAAAAAGAUAAAAUUAAAGAGUUUGCUCAGCUUGAGGAGAGAUUCCAUGUAUCGAGGCUGACAAAUGAAGUGUCCGUUUUUUCUACUGGGCUUUUGAACAUGCCCAACACUCUUGUUGGGAUCGUAUGCGUAGAGCCAAAACAACUGCUUGAAGAGGGCAUCAGAAAAGAACUAUUUUUACAUAUUAACAAAGCUUUUGAAACUGGACUCACUUUCUCUUCUAAAUUAAAAAGUUCUGAUUUGGUUUUGAAACUAGAGGAGCUUGGAAUGGUAAUGCAAGGGCAUAAAAACUCUUUUGAAUACAUCCAAGAUUACAUGGGGAUUAAUGGUGUUAAAAUGUGGCAGGAGGAAUUUAAAAGAGUUAUAAAUUCAAAACUUGAAGAUGAUUGUCGAUUACUGAGAACUAAAAGUGCUAAUUUGGACCUUCAAACUAUUUCUUUCAUCGGUAGACUCUGUAAACACAUCAUAGAGAUAACUGAUCCAAAAGUGACAUUUUUUUCUGAGCAAGAUACUUUAUGGCUUGAUCGGAAGACAAAAGCAAAAAUAAUAGAUCUUAAGUUUUUCAAGACUUUGAUGAAGGCCAUUGGCGUUCCAGGGCUUGUUGCUGUCAACAAAAUAAUCUGUUUUAUUAUCACUAAACAGCUUCAGAAUUUGGUGAAUUUUUUAUCAAAAGAAGCGAGUAACAACAAAGCUUGGUCAGAUAUAUUUGGAAACCUUUCAAAAUCAUUGAGUCCAUGCUCGUUGAUCAUAGACCAGCCAGCGAAAUUUUACCCAAAUUCUGUGAACAAACUGCAAAAACUGUUCUCAGCAGGGCUUUUCGAUACUUUGAUUUCUGUAGGCCAACUGCAACUUCUACGCAAACAGAUUUGCUUCACUUUGAAUCAUACUGCGAAAAUACAUGCUCGAAAUUACACAUCUUCUCUUUCAGUAUUGAACGAUGGGUUGCUUUUUGAGGUGAAACAACAUUUGAGAGAUCCUAAAUUGUUUUGCCCUCCUUCAGAAGAACUUAUGAAACUAGCGCCUUUAUUGGAUUCUGUUGGACUUAGUGAUCCUUACAUGCAAAUUUAUAUCACAACGAAAGGCCUGCCUUACAUGGGACUCUUGCUUUUUUUGUUUACAUCGUCAUUCAUGAGUAAAUUCAGCCUCGACAAAACCACAGGCAACAUGACAUGCAAAAAAACCGGAGAAGGUUUGACCCCGUUCACAAUAGGUUUGCAGACGUUAUUAAGACAAUUCCAUCCACAGGUCACAGACCAUUAUAUCACUUAUGCCUGCCAGUACAUAAAGUCACAUAUGUUUACAAUCUCUAUAAAUAGUAAACCCGAGAUUCCACAAGAAGCUCUAAGCAUGUUGCAGUUCCUGGAAGACCUCGUGGAAUAUAUUGGAUGUGGCAGAAAUUCAAUCGCUCAACAUAUUCCUCUUGUGAUUGUCAAUCUUUUUGGGCGAAGCAUUGCUGCUUAUACUGACUCUUAAUGCCAAUUUAAAAGUAUAUAUUUAAGAAAAUGUAUUUUUGUGUGUUACUUAUUCUUUAUGUAUAUCUUUGUUAAAUAAUUGU
Messenger RNA from Cimex lectularius (bed bug), 3642 nucleotides. It is a transcript of the gene Strump, whose product is annotated as WASH complex subunit 5. Lineage: Eukaryota; Metazoa; Arthropoda; Insecta; Hemiptera; Cimicidae. The record is from RefSeq and is a predicted model, not a curated record. The transcript has 19 exons. Gene Ontology annotation, cellular component: endosome; WASH complex. Gene Ontology annotation, biological process: endosome organization; actin filament polymerization; regulation of actin nucleation. The coding region runs from base 126 to 3560 and encodes 1144 amino acids.